Arvicanthis niloticus (Nile rat) is the source of this 2571-nucleotide messenger RNA. RefSeq names its product N-alpha-acetyltransferase 60, NatF catalytic subunit (gene Naa60). The record is from RefSeq and is a predicted model, not a curated record. Gene Ontology annotation, cellular component: Golgi membrane. Gene Ontology annotation, biological process: N-terminal peptidyl-methionine acetylation. Gene Ontology annotation, molecular function: protein-N-terminal amino-acid acetyltransferase activity; histone acetyltransferase activity. NCBI's taxonomy places the organism in Eukaryota, Metazoa, Chordata, Mammalia, Rodentia, Muridae.
CGGGGCCGCCUUCCCUGUCCCGGCUGCGGCCCCUGCCGGUUACAUAAUCUGUCGCGGGGGACCCCGCAGUCCCAGGUCCGGCUUCCCGGCUCCUCCAGGAUGCGCUGAGCCUUGCGACGCCGUCCUCUGCUGCCGGCUCCCGUCCGAGAGUUUGAUGCUGACCUGUGCUGACUAGCAUAGAGUGUGCUAGCGAGACUGCCUCAGAAAGACAUUUUUCCCAUUUGUUCCAGAAACGGGGUUGAUUUGGGCACAAAGGCUUGGAAAUAGGCUCCCUUCAGAGCACGGAGACUUGUUUUUUAAGAGGGAUGCUGUGUGGAAAUAGAGAGGUGUGAAUGACAGAGGUGGUGCCUUCCAGCGCCCUCAGCGAGGUCAGCCUGCGCCUCCUCUGCCACGAUGACAUAGACACUGUGAAGCACCUGUGUGGCGACUGGUUCCCCAUCGAGUACCCAGACUCAUGGUAUCGUGAUAUCACAUCCAACAAGAAGUUCUUCUCCCUUGCUGCAACCUACAGAGGUGCCAUUGUGGGAAUGAUAGUAGCUGAAAUAAAGAAUAGGACCAAAAUACAUAAAGAGGAUGGAGAUAUUCUAGCCUCCAGCUUCUCUGUGGAUACACAAGUUGCAUACAUCCUCAGUCUGGGAGUGGUGAAAGAGUUCAGGAAACACGGCAUAGGUUCCCUUUUACUAGAAAGUUUAAAGGAUCAUAUUUCAACCACCGCCCAGGACCACUGCAAAGCCAUCUACCUGCAUGUUCUCACCACCAACAAUACAGCAAUAAACUUCUAUGAAAACAGAGACUUUAGGCAGCAUCACUAUCUGCCCUAUUACUACUCCAUUCGAGGGGUCCUCAAAGAUGGCUUCACCUAUGUCCUCUACAUCAAUGGCGGCCACCCUCCCUGGACCAUCUUAGACUACAUCCAGCACCUGGGCUCAGCACUAGCCAACCUGAGCCCGUGCUCCAUCCCUCACAGGAUCUACCGCCAGGCCCACAGCCUGCUCUGCAGCUUUUUGCCAUGGUCCAGCAUUUCCACCAAAGGUGGCAUUGAGUAUAGCCGUACCAUGUAAUGCCAUUGGGGCAGCCUCCACCAGGCCUCUGUCCUCAGCACUUUGUGGAACCUAUUUUCCUGUCUGUCUGACUUCUGCUGUCCUUUUCGAGGAGCUGGUAGCCACCUGCCGGCCCAUCAGCCUGCCCCAGCUGCAGGCCCGGUGCUAUGUUGGCUCAGGAGCAGAAUGUAUAAUACUGGUCAUCAACAGGUUCUCCUCUCACCUGGAGUCCUUGUCCUGCCUCCAUGCCCUGGCACCACCCAAUGGCCUGGCAGCUGUGUCUACAUUCACUGGGAAAGGGCUUGCCAGGCUUCUCCUCUGCCUCCUGCUCCUUCAGCUCCUUCCUACAAGAUGGACUGAACUUUGCUGAAAACAUGUGGACAUUUUUUGACCCCGAAGACACAGGAACCUUAGAAUAAAGAGGCACAGCAAGGAGAAUGGCAGUUUUUGUUUAGGAGUGCCCUAAAGAAGCUUACAUGAUGGAAACGGUUCCUACUCCUCCAUGAAAGGCUGGAAACUGGGGAAAGAGAAAGAGGGGCUGGCCCUUCACAAUAACUUAAAAGCUUCAGAAACUAGUCUUCUCCACAGACACUUAGAUGGACAGUUCCCUGUUCCCAGUGUUCUACUGCCCGCUUCUUCUUGUCCAGAAGGAUCAUCCUGCCUGUUGAAUCCUGGCAUGCUCCACAUAGCUGACAUACACUUGGAGCUGGGCCAAGGACAGGUAGCUGUUGGCUUCUGGGUUCCUUCCCUGCUUAUCCUUCUAGAAGCUGAAACUUGAAGGCCUGGGUCAGUGCACAGGAGGAGGCUGAGCUCUAUGUUGGCAUCUCUGCUACUGUGGACCCAUGGGACCUGGCCUUGGGAGCAGAGGGCAGCUGGUGCCUGUGGGCCUUCAGCCUCUGAGGCAGAGCCUCUGUCAGUACCAUGAAUUCUGCUUGCAGCAGACAUCUCAAGUUUCCAGCAUCUUUUCCCUUGUGCCCCCAAGUGUUCGCUGUCACAGUCCUGCCCAGAAUUGCUGCAGUGUUACAGGAGCCUGUCAGGGUGUCCUCACAGCCCCUCACUAUCCCAGACUGAUGAAAAACAGCUUUAUUGACAGGCCUCAUUACUAAAUGUUUCCCUCCCUCAGCAUCUCCUGGCUCAGGGCUCUCAGGCUAUAGAGCCAGCUAAAGGCUGCCUGGCCUCAGAAAGGGAAGGGUCUCCACAAAGGAAGGCCAAGGCAGUAAAGUAUCCCCCUUCCUCAACAGAACUAGCCAGCAGGUGGCCAGUCCUGACUGGUUUUGGUUCUGUGCUGAGGCCCCAGCCCCACAUCCUCUCCCUUUUCAGUCAGUGAUGAUCAUGUGAUUUUCAUUUCUGCCCUGUGUAGUCAAGGAAGAGUCUUCCAGAAGGUUCUGACAUGGGCAUUCAUAAAUCCAACUCAAAGGCCUCAACCUGUCUCCCUUUAGUCCCAUAAUUAUUGCAGUGUCCAGCCCAGUGUUGAACAAAUCGUAGCGUGUAGUCUCAUUACAAAUAAAUAAAUAGACUUUCACUAGUCUCA